GUGUGUUGACAACGAACGUCGACGACUCAUCGCGUCGUCUGACCUUUUUAAAAUAAGUUUUUGGACCAUAAAUCGUUGAUAAUAUUAAGUUCCGGUUGAAUGGCUAUCGAAGUGUGUGUAUCAUACAUGAUUUCUCAAUGUACAUAAUGUGAGGAGAUUUAAACUCUUUCCUAAUACUACCGUAUUUCGUAAGACGAUUUUGAUAAAAAACUAAACCACAGCAAAUAAUUAGGAAAGUUUAAACACCACCGAUGGUUGCAGAUAUUUUAGGGGCUGUGCCAUCAAUCAGCAAGCUCAAGGGAAACACAAGCGAUGAUUGGAUCGACAGAAUAAGUCAUUUAUAUACUGUGUUGAUAUUGGUGGUUUUCGCCGUUGUAGUUUCGACUGGGACGUUUGUCGGUGAUCCUAUACAAUGUUGGUGUCCGGCAGAGUUCACGGACGCGUACGAAGAAUAUACAAAGAGUAUGUGCUGGAUAAGCAACACGUAUUACGUUCCAAUGGGAGAUACAAUUCCAGUAGAUUUGAAAACGAGGCAGGAUAAAGAAUUAACAUACUACCAGUGGGUACCUUUAAUCUUGAUGUUUCAAGCGUUGUUGUUCAAGUUGCCUAAUUUGAUCUGGAAGAUGUUUCAUAGUGCAGCUGGUAUAAGCCUCGACCGAGUAAUUGAUUUUGCACAAGAAACACAAUGCAGUUCUCCUGAAGAUCGCGCAGACGCAAUCGGAAACCUUUCAAAUUACGUAGACAAAUGGCUAUGGACUUACCAAGAAUACAAACAUAAUAAGUUUGUCAAAUUUCGUGCGACUGCUUCUAAAUAUUUCUGCUUGAUGUGCAACAAGCGAGGAGGGACAUUUCUAACAGGUCUUUUUAUUUGCGUGAAGUUCAUGUAUUUAAUCAAUAUUAUCGGGCAGUUUUUCAUACUAAAUGCCUUCAUGGGAAGUGAUUACAACUUCUAUGGCUUCGAAGUCAUAAGUGCUAUUGCAAAUGGUGAAGACUUCCGGGAAUCUGCACGCUUUCCCAGGGUAACGUUGUGUGACUUCCGUAUCCGGCAACUGAACAACUUGCAGACAUGGACAGUACAGUGCGUAUUGCCCAUAAAUCUAUUCAACGAGAAAAUCUUCAUUUUUAUUUGGUUUUGGCUAGUGUUUGUUGCUUUUCUAUCUUCAUACAGCGUUAUAAAAUGGAUUGCUUUCCACAUUAUGCAUAACAAUAAAGUUCACUACAUCAAGAAAUAUUUGAAAGCGCAAAAUGAACUUCAUACUGCUUUUGACAAAAAAUUGUGUGUUCAAUUCGCACGACAUUAUUUACGAAAUGAUGGAAUCUUUUUAAUGUACAUGAUUUCUAAAAAUAGCACAAGUAUUGUAGUGACAGACUUGAUCGCUGAACUCUGGAAGAAAUUCAAAGCGCGACAUCAACAAGCGAACAACAUUGACGAAAAUGAUCACAUGGGUAACCACCAUGACGAUUCCACUCUGAAAAUGGGUGAAAAGGUUGAUUAAGGCAAGAAAAGCGUAAAUAUUAUAGGCAAAUUUAACCGUAAAUGUCUCAAAUAAUGCCUUUUGUCGCCAGAAGCACGCGACGAUGUCAAUAUGUCAGUGCCAGUAGCCAAAAGUAGAAAUAGAUGGGCAUUGAAAUGAAGCAAUAGAUUUACGCAUGUGUAAAAUAUUUUAUUUUCAUUUAAUGGUGCUAUGAUGUAUGCAUGUUAAUUAGCAAUACAUAAUGUUAUUUUGUAUCCACAUUUAUCAUUUAUAUUUUUUUUUAAAGCAGUUAACUUACAUGGCUGCAGUUUUAACAUUAACAUUAUUAAAUGACAUGAAGACAUACAUGUGUGUAUGAUAAAAUUGUUUUGAUUGUAUGUCUGUCGCUAGUCUUCCAUUUUGAACUGCAUCGAGUAAAUGUUGUAAAGCAGCCAUUUUAACCUUACAAUUAUUUAAAUUUUUCGAUGUUUUUUUAAUUGUAUGUCUAUCGUUUGUCUUCCAUUUUGAACUGCAUCGAAUUAAUAUUGUGAAGCAGCCAUUUUAACUUUACAUUUGUUAAUUGUUUUCGAUGAGGCAUCAAUAACGAACAAUACUUUUAUCAUUUUGAACAAGAAAUGAUUAUUUUUCGCUAAUAUUUAGUAAUUUAGUUAUUUUUCGGUUAGAUAUCCCGGAUGUAGGGAAGAGGUAUUCCGAAUGUCAGGAAGAGAUAUCCCAAACAUAGAAGAUGCUUUACCAUGUUUACAUUCCUGUACAUAUUGAUAUAGAUAUAGUUUAUGAUUUUUUUCCAUACAUAUCAUUUUGUACAUUGCAAGAACAGAUAAUAUAGGUAAAAUUAUUAUUGAAACAAAUAUGCAACAGGUUUUGUUUAAUAAAAUAAUAAAAUUUCAAAUAUUUUA
Messenger RNA from Mytilus trossulus (common blue mussel), 2371 nucleotides. RefSeq names its product innexin unc-9-like. Lineage: Eukaryota; Metazoa; Mollusca; Bivalvia; Mytilida; Mytilidae. Bases 252 to 1496 code for a protein of 414 amino acids. The transcript is spliced from 2 exons. The record is from RefSeq and is a predicted model, not a curated record.